Messenger RNA from Paramecium primaurelia, 545 nucleotides. Lineage: Eukaryota; Ciliophora; Oligohymenophorea; Peniculida; Parameciidae. The record is from the annotation of a GenBank genome assembly.
AUGGAAAACGACUAAAACUUAUUCUUAUAUUCUUCUGAAAAACUUUCAGAUUCUUCACUACCAAUUCUUAACUUUCUGUAGAAAAACGAUAUCAAAAAUUUUCAAUUGUCAAAAGAUGUAUCUAAAGUACAAAAUACUCUAAAAUAAUAUAAGGAACUCUAGAUAGAUGUCAUAGGGACUAAAAUAGUUGACAAUAAAUUCACUCUUUAUGAAAUAAAAUUAUAAAGAGGGAAUGUUUAUUGGGUAUUUUAGACUAGAUAUAGUCUAUUGAAAGCUUUAGAUGACAGGCUUUCAAAAAACUUUAAAUUGAAAGUACAAAAAUUUCCUGAAUCAAAAGUGUUUGGUAAUCUUGAAUAAGAAUUUAUUUCAAGAAGAGCUAAACAACUUAAUAUUUAUUUAAAAGUAGUUAUUAUAAUAAUUUUUAGUCAUUGAUAAAGUAUUGCAAUCAAGAAAAAACAAUUUAAAAUUUUUUAAAGGAAUCAUAAGAAGCUGCAAUAGUUAUUUAUGAUCCAGAUGAAAUUGAUUAUUUUAGAUUAGAUGCAUGA